Lodderomyces jiufengensis is the source of this 915-nucleotide messenger RNA. It is a transcript of the gene HAP2, whose product is annotated as Hap2p. NCBI's taxonomy places the organism in Eukaryota, Fungi, Ascomycota, Pichiomycetes, Serinales, Debaryomycetaceae. The coding region runs from base 1 to 915 and encodes 304 amino acids. Gene Ontology annotation, cellular component: CCAAT-binding factor complex. Gene Ontology annotation, biological process: regulation of transcription by RNA polymerase II. Gene Ontology annotation, molecular function: DNA-binding transcription factor activity, RNA polymerase II-specific; RNA polymerase II cis-regulatory region sequence-specific DNA binding. The transcript has a single exon. The record is from RefSeq and is a predicted model, not a curated record.
AUGACAUCAUUACAAUCUUCUACUUUUUAUGACACGAGUAAUACAAAUCACCAAGCUAAUUCAAACCAACAACCGCAACAAAUCCCUACAACACAACAUGUACCACAAUUAGCUCAUCAAAAUCAAUCAGCUUUUUACCAUCAAUCACUAGAAAACUCCCCUACAUCAAGUACCACGUCUUCCUAUUUUGAUAAUUUGGAAUAUCAGCAGAGACAACAACCACAAGAAAUACCUACUCAAUAUGACCAACCACAACAGCAGAACCACCAACAGAUGGGACUCAGUCAACAAGACUUACACUCCCAUCUACAAAACGAACCAAACAAUAAUGCAAAUAAUCAAGAUAUAAAUAAUUCAAUAUCGACCACACCUCAAUAUCAACAACCAGAUGGAAUACUUGACCAACAACAACAACAGCAAUUAGAAGAUCCAAUAAAUAAUAACGACACAACAACGAAUGACUCAGGGAUAGUAGAACAACCAUUUUACGUAAAUGCAAAACAAUACCACAGAAUAUUGAAAAGAAGAAUAGCAAGAGCAAAAUUGGAAGAGAAUUUAAAAAUUGCUCGUAUCAGAAAACCUUAUUUACAUGAAUCAAGACAUAAACAUGCAAUGAGAAGACCAAGAGGUCAAGGUGGUAGAUUUUUAACUGCUAGUGAAAUUGCUGAAUUAGACAAAAAAAAUAAAGAAGAAGAAGAAGCUAAAAAAUUAAAAGAAAAAGAGGAAGCUGAAUCAAAUAAUAAUAGUAAGAGUUUUGUAGAUGAAAAGGCACCAGUAAAUGAGGAAAGUCUAAAUUAUGGUGAAGAGAACAGAAAUGGUGUGCUAAAUCAAUCUAGUGAAGACAAGUCUACUGAAAUAAUUAACACCGCUACCGCGACUAUUGAUAGUGUUGUUAAAAAUGAAGUGAUACUGUGA